AUGCUGGGGCCUGGAGUUCGAUACCUGGAUGCAUUUUACCUUGCUGAUAGGAUAGCGAUAGAAGGUCUCAUGCGGCUAGGGAUACUAAGAAAAGGCAAUAUCGAGAAAUUAUUGAGGACUGCUGUGAGCAAGGCUUUCUUCCCACAUGGAUUAGGCCACCACAUGGGCCUUGAUGUUCACGAUGUCAGCGCAAAACCGAUCUUGAGUUUCUGCGGAGGCGAGGAACAAUCAAUGAUUGAAUUCAGUGAGAAGAGCCCAUUGAGGCUCACGAAUGAGUUUAUGGCUCCAUGCACGUCAGAUGCAGCACCCUGGCAACCAGGAACGGUCAUCACAGUAGAGCCAGGAAUCUCUUUCUCUCGUUACGCCCUGGAAACAGUACACCUACCCAACCCAGAAGUUUCGAAGUUCAUCGACGAAGAGGUACUGGAACGGUACAUGCAUGUUGGAGGAGCCAGAAUAGAAGACGAUAUACUGAUAACCAAACACGGGUAUGAGAAUCUGACAUUGACGCCAAAAGGUAAAGAGAUGCUGGACAUCAUUCGAGAUGGAGCGGAAUGUCACCAUGGAAAUGGAUGCCCGUUUAGCAUGGAUGCCGUGCGGCGAUCCUAA
Letharia columbiana is the source of this 609-nucleotide messenger RNA. RefSeq lists its product as uncharacterized. Lineage: Eukaryota; Fungi; Ascomycota; Lecanoromycetes; Lecanorales; Parmeliaceae. The transcript has 2 exons. The record is from RefSeq and is a predicted model, not a curated record. The coding region runs from base 1 to 609 and encodes 202 amino acids. Gene Ontology annotation, molecular function: peptidase activity.